ACGCCCCCCACCUGCCCCCGGCUGCGCCCCGCGGCCGUGGCCCCCCCCCGACGGCGGCGGGGCGGGGGGCUGCCCGCGCCCCCCGGCGCUCGGGCUUCACGCAGGCGUGCAGCCUGCCGCGCCCCGGUGACGGCCGGGUCACCGGGGACCUGCUGCCCCGCUGAAUCAGCCCUUCCCCUCCCACCACAUGCGCAAGGAGGGAGGCGGCCCGGGGAAGCCGUCUCGGCGCAUAUAAAGCGCUGCCGGCGGGCCGGGCAGCGCCGCUCGCUCCCGGGACCCCGCUGCCACCCGCCCGCCCUCUCUCCCUCCCUCUCUCCCGUCCGUCCGCCCGCCCGCCGCCGCGACAUGGCCGCCGGCCGCCGCCUCCCGCUGCCCGCGCUGCUGCUGCCGCUGGCCUGCGCGGCCCUGGCCCCGCGCACCCUCACAGAGAAGCAGCGCGCCUGCCUGCUGCCCCCCGAUGACGGCCCCUGCCGCGCCCUGGUGCCGCGAUGGUACUACGACAGGUACACGCAGAGCUGCCAGGAGUUCACCUACGGGGGCUGCCACGGCAACGCCAACAACUUCCUCACCCUCGACGACUGCGAGAAGAGCUGCUGGACCAUCAAGAAAGUGCCCAAAUUAUGCCGGAUGGAGGCUGAUGCAGGACCUUGCAGGAGUCAUCUAAAAAGAUACGCCUUUAACUUGAGCUCGAUGAGGUGUGAGGAGUUCAUCUACGGUGGCUGUUAUGGAAAUGGCAACAACUUCAGAGAUUUGCAGUCUUGUGUGGACCACUGUCUGCCAGAGAAAACUGGUCCCUUGCUAUGCUAUAGCCCAAAGGAUGAAGGACUGUGUUCUUCUUCUGUGCCUCGCUAUUACUAUGACAGUAAGACUAAAUCAUGUAAGGAGUUCAAAUACACCGGCUGUGGUGGAAAUGCCAAUAACUUCGUUACUGAAACAGAUUGCUACAAUGUCUGCAGAAAAGGGACUCAGAAACCAAGAAUCAACAAGCCAACAAAUGUAUUCCGCAGAAAAAUGAUGAGAAAACUGAUUAAAAAACCUCAGAUGUAUAACCCGAAGUCUUAAAGCUGAUGUGCACUUGGAUGUUUGAAACACCUUUUGAUUCCACUUUCUUCUUUUGUAAGAUAGUUUCCACACAGUUUUAUACACCGACAUAGUUCUGUCUUUCAGAACUGCUUUUUACUUCCAACUUACUUUUUAUAAAGAACUGCAUUUAAUAGAAGAAGGAUGAACCUAAGUUUGGUUCUUCUGCUCUGUUGUCUUUGCAGUAAUACUUUGGCAAAGCCAGGUAUUUAGAUUUCCAUGUUUUUAUGGGUGAAUGUUACUACUGCCUUGGGAUAAUAUUUCAGCUGUUACAAAUCAAUUAAGAUUUGAAAAAUCAUUUGUCUCUUAGUAAAACUAAGGAGAGUACAAAGCUAAAUGUCUACCAUGGAUUUUUUUGGCAUCCUCUGCUUGCUAAAGAAAAGGAACCUUUCAAAAGUGUGUUUAGAGGUUUAUUGCCCUGCCAUUUUACACACUUUGGUACUAUCAUUAAGGAGACUGUCCUUUACGGUUAUGUUGAUAGUCAAGGCCUUUAGAAGCCUUCAUAAUAGUAAAAGAAGUAUAAACUUAAAUCUGGCUCAUCCCACAAGAGAAAAUUGGGAAUAGGGAUACUUUGGUAAACACUCUGACAAAGGCAAUGAAUAAGCUGCUGGAGUAUUAAAAUGAAAAUGUACCCAUUACUUUUUCAUUACAUUUGAAAUUUCUGCUAAGUUACACUCCAGAUCCUCGUAUGGGAUAAAUCAGCAUAUUUGUAUUGAUUUUAAUGAAGCUAUGCUGAUUACAUCUGCUGAGGAUCUUGAUAUUUGUGUUUAUACGGUGGCUGUUAAAGCAGAAAAGCAGAAGCUUCUGCAAAUCUCGUGUAAUCCCUCUUUUGAGGCACUAUUGUAUUUCUUAUGGUAGAUUAUGCCUAUGGUGAUAUUAUUGCACCUUCUUUUAUGUUUUGUAUUUAAGCCAUGUCUGAAUUUCAAUUAAUUUCACCUACGAUAUUUUCUAAAUAUGAAUUCAUAAGUAAUGUUAAUAAAAUGGUUUUGGGGAAAAAAA
Aquila chrysaetos chrysaetos is the source of this 2079-nucleotide messenger RNA. RefSeq names its product tissue factor pathway inhibitor 2 (gene TFPI2). The record is from RefSeq and is a predicted model, not a curated record. Lineage: Eukaryota; Metazoa; Chordata; Aves; Accipitriformes; Accipitridae. Gene Ontology annotation, biological process: negative regulation of peptidase activity. Gene Ontology annotation, molecular function: serine-type endopeptidase inhibitor activity. Gene Ontology annotation, cellular component: extracellular region. The transcript is spliced from 5 exons. The coding region runs from base 346 to 1062 and encodes 238 amino acids.